AUGCCACGCUCUGUACCCUCUAAUUUGACCUCCUUUGCCCAGGAAGGCGGUCAAGCUCCGAGCGAAGAUGGUCGCCAACGGUCUCUCUCCCGAACGGCUCCUCCCUCCCCGUCCGCGGUCAGACAACAUAGCUAUCUCUCGGAAGCACAUACCGGUUAUCAGUCUUUACAACCACCCUUGGAGAUUGGCGAAACAACCAGCCUGCUAGGGAAAGAUCGAGGAAACAGAGGUGUACAACGGUCAUAUACCAAUCUUUCUACCGGCUCCGAUACCAACUUUCGACAUAACUUGUUGGCUGGGAGCAUCCGCCGAUCACGCCAUCAUAGCCGUGCUAACUCCCAAGCCUUGCGAGUCAGCCGACGCGGAAGUAUAGGUGCGGACCAAGCUGAGAACCUUGCUGCAUCGGCCAAAGAUGGCCUGAACGCUUCAUUUAUGGAUGAUCGAACUUGGUAUGAUCAAUUUACCUCUACCGACUGGGUACAUGAUAGUAUUGCAGAUGGUGAGCGCCUUCGACAGUUGCGGGCGCGGAGAGACCUCCGGGGUCGACUCCUAGCAUGGUUCGAUGGUGCUCAGGGCUGGGUUCUCGUCGCGCUAAUCGGCUGUAUCACGGCGCGAUCGCCUAUUUCGUGGACGUAA
Molecule: messenger RNA, 636 nt
Organism: Aspergillus bombycis
Lineage: Eukaryota; Fungi; Ascomycota; Eurotiomycetes; Eurotiales; Aspergillaceae
Product: voltage-gated chloride channel (ClcA)
Exons: 1
Coding region: 1-636 (211 amino acids)
Source: RefSeq, a predicted model, not a curated record